Molecule: messenger RNA, 852 nt
Organism: Capsella rubella
Lineage: Eukaryota; Viridiplantae; Streptophyta; Magnoliopsida; Brassicales; Brassicaceae
Product: cysteine-rich repeat secretory protein 59
Exons: 1
Coding region: 272-784 (170 amino acids)
Source: RefSeq, a predicted model, not a curated record
UCUCUUCUGCUUAUCUUCACAUUAAUUGAUUAAUUUUUCACUUUAAUUCCCCACUUGAAAUAUAUAAUCAAGUCCAUUAGUCAACUCUUAUUGGGAGAAUAUAAGUAAAAAACAAAGACCAAACACACAAAACCCUAAACAAAGACAACAAAUCUGGAAAGCUAACAAAGACCAGUAAACUUGUUACUUGUUAAAUCAACGACCUUCGCCAUUCUCUUUUAUCUCUUAACCUUUGAAACAAAAACUUAAAAAAAAAAAACUAAAAAAAAACAUGGAUACACCAAAGAAACUCUGUACGCUCUUCUGCUUCGCUGCUCUCUUCUGUCUCUUCUUCACCAUUAACCAGACCAUGUCCGAAUCCGACCACAUGGACACUUUCUGCAUCAAAUCAUCCAGAAACAUCACUCACAACAACACAAAUCUCAACACCAUGCUCUCUACUUUUCGCAACCAAUCAUCCACCGUUAACUAUUACAACCUCACAACUGGUCUAGCUUCAGACACAGUCUAUGGAAUGUUCUUAUGCACAGGAGACGUCAACAUAACAACCUGCCACAACUGCGUCAAGGACGCAACAAUCGAGAUUGCCAAAAACUGUACUAACCAUCGAGAAGCAAUCAUUUACUACAUGGAUUGUAUGGUCCAUUCAAUCAAAAAGAGAUUGUCUAAGACGAUGGGAGAAGUCAUCGUAAGAUCGUCUAUGUUGUCUUCAGCUUUCACGCCGUAUUAUUACAUGGAUGAGACUCGAUUUGAUGGCUCCUACGAUAUUGGCUCUCUUGUUUAGUGUAGUCUACAUUUGGAUUCUCAAAAGUGUACCAAGAUUUGAAUGUGAGUUUUACCUUCCUUAGUUCA